ACGCCAAACAAAAAAAAAAAAAAAAACUUAUAAAUAACGUCUCACUUGUGUUCACAGAUCGCAUCACCAAAUCGCAGUAAAAAAGAACGCAAACGCGUUUCUCUCUCUCUCUCUCUGUUUCUCUAAACUCUGAUUCACCAUGGCGGACAUCGACAUCGGCGUCGCCGGGAAAGAGCCGCUGAUAAACCACGACAACAACAACAACAACAACAAAACGAACAAGAUGUUCAACCGUUGCGUAUCGUACCAGCAAGACGAGCUACAGAGCUUCAGGAAAUUCCUAAGAUGGAUGUGCGUUGAUCACUCGAGUCCAUGGACAGCUAUCCUCUCUUGGACCAUGUUCUUCGUCUUCACCCUCCUCGUUCCCUCCUUUUCUCAUUUCUUCCUCGCUUGCGCUGACUGCGACAGUUACCAUUCUAGACCUUACGAUUCCGUCGUCCAGCUCUCUCUUAGCAGCGUCGCCACCGUCUCUUUCCUCUGUCUCACCAGGUUCGUUAGCAAGUAUGGUCUUCGAAGGUUCCUCUUCUUUGAUAAACUCUGGGACGAGAGCGAAACCGUUAGACGCAACUACACCAAUCAACUCAACACUUCGCUUCAUAUUGUGUCCUACUUCGUGAUCCCUUGUUUCUCAGCAAUGAGUGCAUACAAAAUUUGGUGGUACGCAUCAGGUGGAUCUCAAAUACCCUUUUUAGGAAACGUUGUCUUGAGCGAUACAGUUGCUUGUGUAAUGGAGCUUUGUUCUUGGCUUUACCGUACAACCGUGAUCUUCCUUGUGUGUGUUCUCUUCCGUCUCAUUUGCCAUCUUCAGAUUCUUCGUCUUCAAGACUUUGCUAAGCUCUUUCAGAUUGAUUCUGACGUUGGUUCGAUCUUGUCUGAACAUCUCCGGAUCAGACGUCAUCUUAGAAUCAUCAGCCAUAGAUAUCGUUCUUUCAUUCUAUGUUUAUUGAUUCUUGUUACUGGUAGUCAGUUUUCUUCUCUGCUUAUUACUACCAAAGCCUACACUGAAGUCAAUAUCUACAGAGCUGGAGAACUCGCUCUUUGUUCAAUGACAUUAGUCACUGCACUUCUCAUACUAUUACGAAGUGCAUCAAAGAUCACACACAAGGCUCAAGCUGUGACAUGUUUAGCUGCGAAAUGGCAUGUAUGCGCUACGUUAGAAUCCUUUGAUCAGACAGUUGAUGGAGAGACGCCAACUUUGGUUGCUAGAAACAACAACAUAGAUAACAACAAAGGUCAAGAUGUUAUCACACUUACAGAAUCAGACAGUGACGAGUAUGGUGACGAAGAAGAUGAUAUAGACAACAAUAACAUCAUUCCUGCUUAUGCUUUCAGUACCAUGUCAUUCCAAAAACGACAAGCUCUAGUGAGUUAUUUCGAGAAUAACAGAGCAGGGAUCACAGUGUAUGGGUUUACACUUGAUAGAGGUACACUCCAUACCAUCUUUGGACUUGAAUUGUCUCUUGUUCUUUGGCUUCUCGGUAAAACCAUUGGAAUUUCUUGAAACUCUUUUGGGAUCGAUCAAGAAACCUCGAAAAUGUUUUGGCACUGUUAUAUCUGUUUUUCCUUUGUAAUUUCCACUGUAUAUCAAUUUAUCUGUGCUUUCAAUAUGUUGUUGUAUUAAUUAUUGUUAUAGAGUUCAUGUUCUUGUAAAUUAGAUUCGAAAUAAAAGCAUUUCUAUUUUUUACUUUCA
Capsella rubella is the source of this 1690-nucleotide messenger RNA. RefSeq lists its product as uncharacterized. Lineage: Eukaryota; Viridiplantae; Streptophyta; Magnoliopsida; Brassicales; Brassicaceae. The transcript has 4 exons. Bases 140 to 1501 code for a protein of 453 amino acids. The record is from RefSeq and is a predicted model, not a curated record.